Melopsittacus undulatus (budgerigar) is the source of this 4041-nucleotide messenger RNA. It is a transcript of the gene U2SURP, whose product is annotated as U2 snRNP associated SURP domain containing. The record is from RefSeq and is a predicted model, not a curated record. Gene Ontology annotation, biological process: RNA processing. The transcript has 27 exons. Bases 73 to 3036 code for a protein of 987 amino acids. Gene Ontology annotation, cellular component: nucleus. Gene Ontology annotation, molecular function: RNA binding. Lineage: Eukaryota; Metazoa; Chordata; Aves; Psittaciformes; Psittaculidae.
CCUCCGCUCACGAGCUCGGUGGGAUCGACGAUCGCUUCCUUACUGCCAGGGCUGAGCGAGGGGAGAGGCAAGAUGGCGGACAAGGCGCCUAGCAGCUCGCAGAAAGCUAGUGGGAAGGUCAGGGCGCCAGAUGCAGUACACACCACUGGAUCUGCUGAUUCACAUCCUCUAAUGGAAAGCAAACUUAAAGCAUUCAGUAUUGGCAAAAUGAGUACUGCCAAACGGACUCUGAGCAAGAAGGAGCAAGAAGAAUUAAAAAAGAAGGAGGAUGAGAAGGCUGCUGCAGAAAUUUAUGAAGAAUUCCUCGCUGCCUUUGAAGGAGGUGAUAGUAAUAAAGUGAAAACAUUUGUAAGAGGAGGAAUCGUUAAUGCAUCUAAAGAGGAGCAUGAAACAGAUGAAAAACGGGGUAAAAUCUAUAAGCCUUCAUCACGAUUUUCAGAUCAAAAAAAUCAACCAAACCAGCCAUCUAAUGAGAAGCCUCCGUCUCUCUUAAUGAUAGAAACCAAAAAGCCUCCUUUGAAGAAAGGAGAGAAGGAAAAGAAAAAGAGUAAUUUGGAACUUUUCAAAGAAGAAUUAAAGCAAAUACAAGAGGAACGUGAUGAAAGACAUAAAACAAAAGGUAGAUUGAGUCGUUUUGAACCACCCCAGUCAGAUUCAGAUGGUCAGCGUCGUUCAAUGGAUGCUCCUUCAAGAAGAAACAGAUCAUCUGGUGUACUGGAUGAUUAUGCACCAGGGUCCCAUGAUGUUGGAGAUCCAAGCACAACAAAUUUGUAUCUUGGAAAUAUUAAUCCCCAGAUGAAUGAAGAGAUGUUAUGUCAAGAAUUUGGACGCUUUGGACCAUUAGCAAGUGUUAAAAUUAUGUGGCCAAGAACUGAUGAAGAAAGAGCAAGAGAAAGAAAUUGUGGCUUUGUUGCCUUUAUGAACAGGAGAGAUGCUGAAAGAGCAUUAAAGAAUUUAAAUGGCAAGAUGAUUAUGUCGUUUGAAAUGAAGUUAGGUUGGGGCAAAGCUGUACCUAUACCACCACAUCCAAUAUACAUCCCACCUUCCAUGAUGGAGCAUACCCUCCCACCUCCUCCAUCAGGACUGCCUUUUAAUGCUCAGCCUAGGGAAAGAUUGAAGAAUCCUAAUGCUCCAAUGUUACCACCUCCAAAAAACAAGGAAGAUUUUGAGAAGACUCUGUCGCAAGCCAUAGUCAAAGUGGUUAUCCCAACAGAAAGGAAUUUGCUCGCUUUGAUACAUCGAAUGAUAGAGUUUGUGGUACGGGAAGGGCCUAUGUUUGAAGCCAUGAUCAUGAACAGAGAAAUCAACAAUCCCAUGUUCAGGUUUUUAUUUGAAAACCAGACUCCAGCCCAUGUAUAUUACAGAUGGAAGCUUUAUUCAAUUCUUCAGGGAGAUGCUCCAACUAAGUGGAGGACAGAAGAUUUCCGUAUGUUCAAGAAUGGAUCAUUUUGGAGGCCACCACCAUUGAAUCCAUAUUUGCAUGGGAUGUCAGAAGAGCAAGAAACGGAAGCAUUUGUGGAAGAACCAAACAAGAAGGGUGCACUUAAGGAAGAACAAAGAGACAAAUUAGAGGAAAUUCUGCGUGGAUUAACGCCUCGGAAGAACGAUAUUGGGGAUGCAAUGGUAUUCUGUCUAAACAAUGCAGAAGCCGCAGAGGAAAUUGUAGACUGCAUAACAGAAUCAUUGUCUAUCCUGAAGACUCCUCUUCCGAAGAAGAUUGCAAGAUUGUAUCUAGUGUCAGAUGUGUUAUACAACUCUUCAGCUAAAGUUGCCAAUGCUUCCUACUACAGAAAAUUUUUUGAAACAAAAUUAUGUCAGAUAUUCUCUGAUCUCAAUGCUACUUACCGUACAAUACAAGGCCAUUUACAGUCUGAAAACUUCAAGCAACGGGUAAUGACAUGCUUCCGAGCAUGGGAAGACUGGGCAAUCUAUCCAGAACCAUUUCUGAUCAAACUGCAGAAUAUUUUCUUGGGGCUUGUAAAUAUCAUGGAAGAUAAAGAAACAGAGGAAGUACCAGAUGAUCUUGAUGGUGCUCCUAUUGAGGAAGAGCUUGAUGGUGCUCCACUAGAGGAUGUGGAUGGAAUUCCUAUUGAUGCUGCUCCUAUUGAUGAUCUGGAUGGAGUCCCAAUUAAGUCGCUGGAUGACGAUCUCGAUGGAGUUCCUUUGGAUACAGCUGAAGACUCAAAAAAGAAUGAGCCUAUAUUUAAAGUUGCCCCUUCGAAGUGGGAAGCAGUGGAUGAAUCGGAACUGGAAGCUCAAGCUGUUACUACUUCUAAAUGGGAGCUUUUUGACCAACAUGAAGAAUCCGAGGAGGAGGAAAUUCAAAAUCAAGAAGAAGAAAGUGAAGAUGAAGAUGACACUCAGAGUUCGAAGUCAGAAGAGCAACACAUGUAUUCUAAUCCUAUUAAAGAAGAAAUGCCUGAAUCCAAGUCAUCAGUUAAAUAUUCAGAAAUGAGUGAAGAAAAGCGUGCCAAACUCCGAGAGAUAGAGCUUAAGGUGAUGAAGUUUCAGGAUGAGUUAGAGUCUGGGAAAAGACCCAAGAAACCAGGCCAGAGUUUUCAGGAACAGGUUGAACACUAUAGAGACAAGCUGCUCCAGAGGGAAAAAGAAAAAGAGUUGGAAAGAGAACGAGACAGAGACAAAAAGGACAAGGAAAAAUGUGACUCCAGGUCUAAAGACAAGAAGGAAAAGGAGGAAUGCACACCAACAAGAAAAGAGAGGAAAAGGCGACACAGUGCUUCACCCAGCCCAUCUCGCAGCAGUGGCAGUAGACGAGCAAAAUCUCCAUCACCAAAAUCCGAACGGUCAGAGCGCUCGGAACGGUCCCACAAAGAGAGUUCACGUUCUCGGUCUUCCCAUAAGGAUUCUCCCAGAGAUGUCAGUAAAAAAGGCAAAAGGUCACCUUCUGGCUCCAGGACACCGAAAAGAUCAAGAAGAUCACGAUCCAGAUCCCCUAAAAAGUCAGGGAAAAAAUCCAGGUCUCAGUCCCGUUCUCCUCACAGAUCUCACAAGAAGUCAAAGAAAAGCAAACACUGACAAUGUUACUAUUUUUUAUGAUGCUGUCACUUACUGGAAAUGCGGUUUUGUUUUUGUGCCUGAACAGUCUGUUAAAAAAAAACAAACAAAACAAAAAAGCAUUCCUGAUAAUUUUUUUUUUUGGUGAAUGCACGAGUAUACUCAUAAGUAAUGGCAUCUGUAGACUUGUCAUUGUUUUAUAUUGUACAAAAUACCUUCAUUGUGACUAUUUCCCAAAAGAAACAUUUUUGUGUUUAGAAGUUUCAUCAGAAAUGUGUGUAAGUGAUCUGCUGGCAGUAGUGGUAUUUUGUUUUAGAAUGUUGUGACAUAGCAGAAAUAACUCAAAUGUUCCCCCUUUUUGUAGCUUUGACAAUUUGAAUUAGAUUUCAAAUAAAAUCUGAACAGAAAAUUAAAUGUUGUUUUCUUGCCCCACUGGUGAUGCAGGUCUCUAAAGGAAUGCAUAGUUUGUUUAGAAGUACUGUGUAUUUCAGACAUACUAUGGUGCUUAGAUCUCUCAGUAUAGUGGUAGCUCUGUUCUUGCUUUCACUGCAGCUUGUGAAUCCGGUGAAUGGAUUUUCUUUCCUGCUGUGAUAUUUUACUUUAAGCAGCUGAACAGUCUGGCACCUACCAUGAUAACCCUUAUAAGUAAAUCUUUGCUUCAUAUCUCUCCAUUUUAAUUGCAUUUGUGACACCACAGUAAUGUUUUUGUUUGGUUUUUAGAAAGGGCCUCCACAGAGAUGCAUCAUACGUAUGUAUAUUUAUAUCAUAUAUAUAUAUGAUGUAUCAAUAACAAGCCAUAUGUAUGGCCUGCAUAGGGAACAAUAAACGGACAGCAAGCCUGAGGCUAUAUAACUUCUUCCUUAAGUCUGAGUACCAUAAUUGCAACCUACAGUACACUAUUGUUUCCUAAACCAGAUUUUUACUCCAAAAUGACAGCUUUUACAUUAUUUUAUUGAGUUUAUUCCUUUGUUGUGAAAAAUCUUCAAAAUUAGGAAAAAUAAAACUUUUUUAUUACAUAUUUAUUAA